GUCAUUCUAAAUUAAUUACACCUUACCUUAAUCACGUAAUUAUUUCUCGUGAUUUUUUUAUAUGUCAACAAAUCCACGCUUUUGAAAACCACAACUUCCCCCACGACCGUUAUGGGUUGCUCCCCCUCGAAGCUCGACGGUUUACCGGCCGUCUCUCUAUGCCGUGACCGCUGCAACUCACUCGAAGAUACUCUCCGGCGAAGCUACGCCUUAGCCGACGCUCACUCAGCUUAUCUCCUCUCUCUAAACACCGUCGGUCCUGCUCUUCAUAGAUUCUUCCAACAAGCCGUCGAGUCUCCACCAAGUGUUGAAUCCGAAGUCGACCAAUCCCCGGAGACGUAUUCGCCGGAAUCCUGUUCCUCAGCUCACUCGGUUACCAGUUCAGAUUCCGAUUUGCCUCCCAAAUUCGACUCCGAUUGUGAGGAAGAUGAAGGUACGAAUUGCGAUCUCUUAAGCUGUCCAAAACCUGAAUCUCUAAAUCUUAAUCAUGACUCGUUCUACUCCCGGAGAUACGAAUCCGGCACCGGAACACCGCCUCCACCGCCGCCGGCUCCGAGUAAUUACGCUUGGGAUUUCAUCAAUUUCUUCGAGAGCUAUGAGCUUCCGUACACUACGAAUCCCAAGGAUUUCAAAGAUAGAGAGACCACUCGUUCUCAUGGAGAAGAUAAGUUGACGAAGAAGAAGAUUAAUGUGGGCCAAAACGACGAAAAGAUUAAAGUAGAAGAAGAGAAAAAAACUCUGAAAAUCUCUGAGAAAAAUAGGAAGAGUGCUCCUAAAGAAUCAAAGAAUCAGAAAGUUUCAUCAGAUUUCUCUGAAGUCACAAAGCAAUUGCAGGAGAUGUUCAAGAAAGCUUCAGAAUCAGGGAAUGAAGUUUCGAAGAUGUUCGAUACUUCAAGAUUCAGAUACUACCAGAAAAGCUCUGUUUAUCAAGAUUCUUCAAACAUUCUCUACGCGAAGAAGAUGAUGACUCCAUUGAAUCCCAAACCAGUGGAAGAUUUUGGAUUUAAUUUCAAUAAUCUUUCAUCUACUCUAAAGAAACUUUUCAUGUGGGAGAAGAAACUAUACCAAGAAGUAAAGGCUGAGGAGAAACUACGCACAUCUCAUAUGAAGAACUACAAACAACUGAGGAGAUUGGAAGCAAAAAGUGCAGAUCAAAGCAAAAUCGAAGAUAUUCGUUCUUCGAUUCAGUGUUUGUCUACAAGAAUGAGAGUCUCUAUCCAUAAGAUAAACAACAUUUGUCUGAUGAUAAACAAGUUUCGCGAUGAAGAGCUCUGGUCCCAGAUGAAAGAAUUGAUCCACAGGCUGUCUGUGAUGUGGAGCUCUAUGCUAGAAUGUCACAGUAGACAAUUCCGAGUAAUCGCAGAGGCUAAGAAGCUUGAUAAGAUGACAAUAAAGGAGAAUCUAGACUUAUAUCAGCUUGAGCUUGCCAUGGAAUUGAAACUGGAGUUGAGGAACUGGAGCCUAAGCUUGUCGAACUGGAUAGAUGCUCAGGCUCAGUAUGUUAAAGCUUUGAACAAUUGGCUAAUGCGAUGUUUGAGGCAGGAACCUCAAGAACCCACACCAGAUCUCUCAGAAGAGCCACCAUUGUUUGGUGCUAUUAACAGUUGGUCACAAACCCUUGAGAGAUCAGACGGAGAGAAGGAGUUUACAGAAGCGGUUUAUACGCUCUUGAUGCACGUAAACCAUCAGGUGGAGAAACAGAGGAUAGCAUUGGAAGAGCAGAGGAAUGCUAAUGGCGGCAUAAAGGAUAUAGAGAGGAAACUCGUGAUGUUAGAGAAGGAAGAGCAGAAGAUGCAGAGGAAGAUGAAGACGGUACCAUCUGUUGAAUUCACGGGGAGUUUAAAUCUGAAGUUUAACAUAGAAGAGAUUUUCAAAUCUAUGGAGAAAUUAGCUACAAACUCGAAGCAGACUUAUGAGGAACUUGACUUGAUGUGCACGUAAUGUACGGGUUUAUUUUAGUUCUCAUCAGUUCUGCUAUCUAUGUAUUCUCUGUGUUCUUUGAAGAGUUUUUGAAUUUGAUUAAAUUGAAAUUUUUGAU
Molecule: messenger RNA, 2038 nt
Organism: Arabidopsis arenosa
Lineage: Eukaryota; Viridiplantae; Streptophyta; Magnoliopsida; Brassicales; Brassicaceae
Source: the annotation of a GenBank genome assembly